Molecule: messenger RNA, 6688 nt
Organism: Hemicordylus capensis (graceful crag lizard)
Lineage: Eukaryota; Metazoa; Chordata; Lepidosauria; Squamata; Cordylidae
Gene: PLEKHD1
Product: pleckstrin homology and coiled-coil domain containing D1
Exons: 13
Coding region: 45-1550 (501 amino acids)
Source: RefSeq, a predicted model, not a curated record
GAGCAGAGGCAGAGGAUUAGAUCAAACAUCCCUCUCUCUCGGAAAUGUUCACUUCGAAAUCCAACUCUGUGUCCCCUUCUCCGUCCAUGGAACAAGCAGACUCGGAUGCUUUGGAUAUCAGCACCAAAGUGCAGCUGUAUGGAGUGCUCUGGAAGAGACCGUUCGGGAGGCCGUCUGCCAAAUGGUCCAGGAGAUUCUUUAUCAUCAAGGAGAGUUUUCUCCUUUACUAUGCUGAGAGUGAAAAGAAGAAUUUUGAAAACAACCGGUACUUUAAUAUACACCCAAAGGGUGUCAUCCCUCUUGCUGGUUGCAUUGUAGAAGCCAAAGAAGAGCCCAACAUGCCAUAUGCAAUGAAAAUCUCUCAUGAGGAAUUUCAUGGCAACAUUGUCCUAGCAGCAGAAUCAGAAUAUGAACAGGCCCAGUGGUUGGAGAUGCUACAAGAGUCUGGAAAAGUGACCUGGAGAAAUGCUCAGCUGGGAGAAGCUAUGAUUGAGACCCUUGAAGCGCAGGGACUCCAGCUUGCCAAGGAGAAACAGGAGUAUUUAGAUAAACUGAUGGAGGAGACAGAGGAGCUGUGUCUGCAGAGAGAGCAGAGAGAGGCUCUGGAGCGCCUCAACCAAGUGCUGGAGGCAGAGAAGCAGCAGUUUGAGGAAGUGGUGCAAGAUCUGCGGGUGGAGCAAGAGCAGAUUAAACGAGAGCUGGAAAUGACAGCCCAGUCCCUCAAAGGUGUGGAGGAAGAGAAGAAAGGGCUCCGAAGCCUGACAGAGACAUUGCAGAAGACUCUGGAAGAACUUUCUCUGGAAAAGCAACGAACUCUGGAAAUGCUGGAAGAGAAUGAGAGUCAGCUGCAGCCUCCAACCAGCCCUAGUGAACAACCAGAUGCUGCUGGGGGUCUGCAAAGCAACUUGCAUCAGAUUGAGGAGAAAAUGCACCAGCUGCUAGAGGAGAAACUCCUGGCAGAGAAAAGAAUGAAGGAAAAUGAAGAGCGCUCCCGAGCUCUAGAGGAGGAGCGGGAGUUCUACUCUUCCCAGGCCCAGGCCUUGCAGAACUCACUCUCUGAGCUCAAUGCAGAGAAACAACAGACUGAGAGAGACCUCAAGGCAGAAGUGAAGGUGCGCAUGGAUCUAGAGAAACAUCUGGAGGAGGCUAAGGAAGCCCUGCAGAGCCUUGAGCAAGGCCUAAAUUGUCUGCAUCGCAACAAAGAAAAAGAAGAAAAGAUGAAAGCUGAUGUCGGCAACCUAAAAAAAUUCUUUGAGGAAUGCAUCCGGAAUUCUGAGUUAGAAGCCAAAAUGCCAGUGAUCAUGAAGAACUCUGUGUACCUCCACAAGGCUGCCACUCGCAGGAUAAAGAGCUGCCGCUUUCACCGCAGAAGAUCCAGCAACUCAUGGAACGACUUGCGGCAAUCACAAUCAUUCAUGUACUCGGAGGCUGAAAACAUAGAAGAACUGAAGCAAGCUGCCAAGAGGCUGACUCAAGACCAGUACUUCCGGGAAACCGUUUUUCAAAUCAUGAUGUCACACAAAGGUUCCUUCUCGGCCAACAAAAAGUGAACUUUUGCCUCCUACCAAGACGGUGUUUCCAAACUCUGCUUGUCGUCAUUCAGCUCAGCAAAUGCCAAAUCAUUGCAACUCGAGGCAGAAGUCGGAUGCUAGCUGGCAAUGCACGCUUUCCUUGGGAACGAUGGACGGUGAACAGAGCACCCUUUGUGGACAGAGUGGUUUAGCUACCAUUCUGAGGGGAGAGGGUCUGUUUUACCUGUGCCAUGCCUUGACUAUUCGGCCAUUCACCCCAGGUCACAACAACUAUUACCCACUUUCCAUUACAGUAUGCUUUGUCAAGAUUCUACAGUCAGUGACUCACAGACCCUUAGCUUGGAAAAUGUCCAGCCAUUCUUUUCAGACCAGGAGCAAAUACAGAUGACAAGAAGUCACCAAGUGGUCAUUAUUUAAUAGCUCUGCAAUUUCCAAUCAAUUGGUCAGUUAGAUUAAAUGAUUUUUUUAAAAAAACAACCCUUUUGAUUAACUAAAAAGUCUUCCCUAAUGAAUUGGGCAACUCAUUAAAAAAUGUUGCUUAUUUUUAAAAUAGAUACUUCUAUACAAACUGCAUCUUCAGAAACAUUUUCCGCAUGUUCCUUACCUAAGAGGGAAUGUCCUAGGAUGACGCCUGCUGUAUACAAAUGUUGCAUCAUCUAAAAAAAGAGAAUGGUUUUUGCUUCUAAGCUCUUGCUUUCAGUCAUAUAUGCAAAUGUAUAUACAAUUUCAUCAGUUAAUUUACUAAAACUCAUUCAAUGAAUCAACUAAGAUUUCUUUAAUUAGGCAACAUCCCUAGUAACUUAACAUGGUGGGCAUCCAUGCCGAUGAGGAGCAAACUGUCUCUAUGGCAGUGAGGAAAAGGACAUGCCUCUGCUGCUUUGGAUUUCAGAUGCAGUGUGAAUUUAUAGUAAAACUGGCUUCACCACCUGUCCAGGCAGUUCCCUAAAUACACAGAUGGACACUUUGCAAAAUGAUGACUGGGUGGAUUGUUAUCUGUGUUAACCCUUGGUUUGACCACAAAACAUACAUGUGUCUGAUAGACUGCCGUGUUCUCUCCACUUUUUAAAGUUCAGAUGUAGUUCUGAAACAGCCCCCAGGAGUAAGAAGUUUCAGGAGUAGUAAUUUACAAGGUCAGUUCUCUUGUGAGGAAAGAGAGCUGGUGACUUCAGGGCGCUUUCCAGAUUGAGCCCUACCACAGGAUCACUACGGAUCUGCUACGUGUGCUUCCGUACUUCCUGUGAUGUGACACCGCAGUCCCUGUGCAGACAGCAAGGUGCCACUCACAUUUCUGAUGCCUUCUUUUGGAUUUUAUCUUUUUCUUUAUAGUGCUACAACGUUGCAAGUCCAUUGUAGAAAAAUAGCUGUAUCUUCCCGUUGUCAAGUUUGAGAUUCUUGGGAUCAUUUUCAGUAGGGGCGUAGCUAUAACUGAGUGAGAGGGUUCAAAGAACACGGGCCCCCAGCUCCUGAGGGCCCUCCAGAUCCAUCUCUCCCUUUUUUCUUCAUUAUCUCCCUCACUCUAGGGGGCCACCAGAGAGAGGGAUGAACACGGGCCCCCUCUCCCCUACCUGUACAAUCCUGCCAAGUCGAAGCAUUUAACCCCUGUUAUAGCAUGUAAUCUGGAAAGCGCCCUGAUGUUUUUUGUAGUAUAGAUCUGUUUACCAAGGGCAGGAGGGGAGCAGCAGACUAUGCUACUCUUUGGAGCAACAUAAGCUCCCCCAAAGCAACUGCAUGCCCUUGCAGCUCUUUCUUGCCAACCAACUACUAGACUGUGGUUUUUAACUGCCUAAUUUCAACCUGCUUUACCCCCCUUGCCGUCCACAACCACAGAUCAGUCUGGUCUUAGCAUGCACUGUGACUGAAAGGAAUGAGCCGCAAAUUCCAGCAUCUUGGUAUAGGCAUCAGCCAUCAAUCAAGUAUGCCAAAGCCUAGAAGGAUGGUCAUCUCUUCACUUGGCAAUACAGUAGCACUCCCCUAACAAUGUCUUGUCCUUUGACCUGCUUUUUUUGCCAGCCCACAUAGUUUACUGAAUUGCUCUCUAGUUUUUUCUGCUUUCACCUGGUAACAUACAUCAUGCAUUCCUUUCUUCUUGAAGACAUACGGAGAGCAGGAAGAGUCCUAAAUGCCAGGUUUAUCAGUCUCCUUACCAUGCACAGCAAAGUCAAAUGCAGACAGAAUUCUUGAUUCUACUCCUACAUAUGUGGAAAUUGGUAUUUUAAGGUACUGCAAAUCUAAAGAGCGUGAUAAGGUCUGGGGAAGUGGAGGACAGCAUUUGCCAAGUAAGCAAAAAGCUUCCUUGAUGCACUGUUCAAAACCUCCUUCUGGAUUGUGUCAGGCUAGUGGUCAGUAGUGAGCUGCAAUGCUACUGAUUUCAAUUUACACUGAUACUGUUAACAUCAGUAGCUGGCAACUGAAGCAGAACAAGCUGGUAUAACUGUAUAACCAUUUGUCCAGACACAGGAACAGAACUUUUCCUGAAGUCCCAUUCUACUUGCAUCAAUAGCUUCUUCAUCUGCACCAUCAAACCAAUUUUAAAAAUUGGAGGAUGGGAAUGAACUAAUGGAGUAGGUUAUCCCAGCUCUAGAUAACUCAUUUGAUUUGAGAAACAUUGGCUCCCUCUAGUGGUACUUAGUAACAAUGCAGUUGCUGUAACAGCUCUUUGCAGGAUGUUGAGGGCAGGGCGGGGGUAAUGAAAUUACAGCUGUAAACCCCAGUUAUGACAGAGUAAUUGUUAAUAGCAGCAUCACCCUUGUCCAAGUUCUUUAUGAUAGGCAAGCAAAUGUCUCCAUCGAAAUGGACAUGAGGGGUUCAUCUUUCCUUUCUGUUUGGUUUUUGCUUGAGGUUGCUGCUAGGGAUGUUAUUUUCAUACUGAAUUCAAAACUCAUCCUGGAACAUAGGAAGCUGCCGUCAACUGAGUUAGACCAUUGAUCUAUUUAGCUCAGUAAUGUCUACACAGAUUGGCAGCAGCUUCUCCAAGGUUGCAGGCAGGAAUCUCUCUCAGCCCUAUCUUGGAGAAGCCAGGGAGGGGACUUGGAACCUAGAUGCUCUUCCCGGAGAGGCUCUAUCCACUGAGGGGAAUAUCUUCCAGUGCUCACAUGUGGCCUCCCAUUCAAAUGCAACCAGGGCAGACCCUGCUUAGCUAAUGGGACAAGUCAUGCUUGCUACCACAAGACCAGCUCUCUUCUCCAUCCUGGAUGGAAGGAUGUCCAGUGUGGGAUUAUUCCAUACCUUAGAGUAAGGGUGGGCAAACUUUGGCAUCCCAGGUGUUUGGCAUCAAUUUAUUGUGGCUGGGGAUGAUGGGAACUGUAGUUCCAGAGUGCCAAAGAUUGCCUACCCCUGCAUUAGAAAGUGAAUUACAUGUUAGUGAUGUCUUUGUAACACAGAACAUAUCACACCUUGUUUAAACAGCUAUGCUACAGAAUCGUUGCCCAUGAUCAGGUCAGGCAACUUAAGGCACAUGGGACUGCAUUUAGCUCAGUAAGGCUUUUACCUCAUAGGAAGAUAGAAAGCUGCCAUAUACUGAGUCAGACCAUUGGUCGGUCUAGCUCAGUAUUGUCUUCACAGACUGGCAGCGGCUUCUCCAAGGUUGCAGGCAGGAAUCUCUCUCAGCCCUAUCUUGGAGAAGCCAAGGAGGGAACUUGAAACCUUCUGCUCUUCCCAGAGUGGCUCCAUCCCCCUAAGAGGAAUAUCUUACAGUGCUCACACAUCAAGUCUCCCAUUCAUAUGCAACCAGGGCGGACCCUGCUUAGCUAUGGGGACAAGUCAUGCUUGCUACCACAAGACCAGCUCUCCUCUCCUUUCCCCUCCAUUCAGGCAGUCUUGGUGGUGAGUCACUAGGUGGAAGGAACAUGGAAAUGCCUAGAGCAUAUUGUGUGUGUGUGUGUGUGUGUGUGUGUGUGUGUGUGUGUGUGUGCGUGCGUGUGCGUGUGCGCUUUUGAAACUGGAUGUUAUCUAUGAGCCUUACAUUGCCUUCCUUGGAUCUAGAUCAGCAUAGUACUUAGCACUUUAAUAGAGCAUCCUACUCAUAGAGCCUGAACUAGAGCUCAAGGGUAGGUGAGUUCUUAGGCAACUGCUUAGUCCUGGAAGCCGGUUUUCCAAUCCAUGUAUGAAUUGUAGUGGUGAGGUUGGAAAUUACUUCUGCACAUAAUAUUGUGAGGGUGAUAAAGGUACUGUUGUCUCCCUUGUUUUAUUUUUCAUGUUUGUUUGUUUGUUCACAUACACAGUCAUAUAUCCUGCCACUGGACUCAAGGUAGCUAGCAAAAUCAAAAAUAUAACACAAAAUUCCACUCUUCCCUCCCCUUCUACAUGUGCAAGGAGAUUUGGUAUCCAUGUCAGACAGCAGGAUAGUGCAGCAGGUCAUAAUACAUAUGUGUAUAUAAGAAGAUAGUCAAUAUAUAACAAACAUCAUAUUACAUCGUAAAACUUACAGCAACUACAUACCACUGCAUAAUAGCUAAUGUUCUAACUUUCUAGAUUACAUUCAGAUAAUUAUUUGUUGUUGGUGGUGGUUGUUGUUUUUCCAGUUGGAAAUGAUGGGCUGGGUUCAGUCAUUGUGGUCAUACCAGGGAACGUGUUGUGUUCUUCCCUUGCAUACCCCGAUUCCUCCAUUUUCUUCUCCAUGGCAAUGAUCAUUUGCUGUGACAUCUGAAUUGGGCAGACUACUGAUACUGCUAACUGUAGUUCUGCCUCCAGAUCAGAACUGAAAAUGGUGGUCUGCACUGGCUUUCUAUUCUAGUUUGUGGGCAAAUGAUGGUUAGCAGUAACCAUCAUUUGACUGAUUGAGUGUUAUAAUGAACGGGUUACUGUGAACCCAGAAGUGGAGGAGAGAAUAGAUAUGUGGAAGGAGAGGGGGAGUGUGUGCACCAACAACUCAUUCCUAUCAGCCAAAUCAUGGUUUGGCCAUGACAUGUGAACUGGGCCGUCAUUAUAAUGAACUUUCCUUGUCUGUUCUGGUUUAGUUUUCAAGUUACUUAAGUCUGUGUGUCACACACACACACACACACCUGUAUUUCAGUUCUUAUGUUCUGCAGCCAUUUUACUGUUUUGAUUCCAGCUCCUAUUUGCCUGCUGCCUGAUCGCAGGAAACCAAGACUGUAACCAGGCUUGAGAGGUGGCUGCUCAGGGUGGGAGUGGUGGGGGGAACAAACUUGGACAACUAA